AUGGUUUUAGAAGAUAAGAAUGCGGCCUCAGUUGGAAGACCUUGGUCCAACCUUGCAACACAUAUUCUUGAGUUGAUUUCAUCCCAGCUCUCUCCAUCUGAUCGUUCCCACUUUGCUUUAACUUGCAAGCAGUGGAAUUCAGUUGUUGGUCCUACUUUUCCUGCUGAUAUAUGUCCACUUUUGCUAAACUGUCCAAGAUGGGGUUCCAAUGUGAUCCGGUACUACAGUCCUUAUUUCAACAAGAAUUUUGAACUAGAUUGUCCCUUUGACUUGUCAGGUGCCACAUUAUGUUCUUCAAGCAAUAGGUGGCUGACGUUAGGCUGGGAAAAUAAGAUUAUGUUAGCUGACCCUUUCACUGGCAUCUCACAUGAGGUACCAUUGGAGGAGGUAUUUCUUUUCUCUCAAUAUGGUUUUUUUUGGGAUCCGAUUACUUCGAAACUCCAAAUCUUCGGCAUUAGUAACGGUGGCUAUGAAAAUGUUGAUAUUGGUAUUUUUGAUGGUGAAAGAUCAGGUGGAGAGUUGGGAGUGUACAAUCUAAAAGAGGAUACAUGGACAGUUCUAAUGACUAAGCCUAACAAGUUCAGUUAUGAAGAAUGCUACCUAGUUGAGUCAGAGGGAGAGCUCUUUUCGGUACUCAUUGGAAAGUAUGGAUUACCUCUUCAUGUUCUUCGUCUUGAUGAACGCGAGAUGAUGUGGGAAAAGGUUGAAAGAUUAGAGGGGCGAAGUCUUUUCUUGGGAUCACUCACAUCGGUUUCUAGUAAUAGUACCACAUUGGAAAGCAUGGAAAAUAAAGUGUUUUUUCCAAGGUUUCAUGGUGAUGUUGAAGUCAUUCGCGCAAAAGUAAAGUACUCUAGUGGCCGCUCAUUUUUUGUACCGAAGAUGAAUGGAGAGAACAAGAGAAAAGAUGAAUCUAAUAUAUGUUGGUACUCAUUAGCAGAUGACAAAUUUCAUCUCAAAUAUUUUGUGUCCAAAAAAUACGUGAACAGCAUAUGGAUUGAUUCUAUAGUUGCAAGUGAUUAA
This is a messenger RNA of Ananas comosus (pineapple), 1020 nucleotides long. RefSeq lists its product as uncharacterized. The transcript has 2 exons. The record is from RefSeq and is a predicted model, not a curated record. Lineage: Eukaryota; Viridiplantae; Streptophyta; Magnoliopsida; Poales; Bromeliaceae. Gene Ontology annotation, molecular function: protein binding. The coding region runs from base 1 to 1020 and encodes 339 amino acids.